AUGGCUACCUGGAAGGAGCUUGAGCAAGAUCCAAUGUCAAAAGUCCACCGUGAAACUCUCUCCUCGGCUAUUCGUGACAGUGGCUGUGGCUCACUGUGUCUGACUGAUAAGGACAAAACGGUCAUCCAUCACAUCAACCCGGAAAUCGAAAGCCCUUAUACUCGCCCCCUACUCUGGUUCAAAGUGAGGGAGUACUGCCGCGAUGCUUUCUCGGAGUUCUUUGGGACGAUGAUCUUGAUUUUAUUUGGGGAUGGAGUUGUUGCCCAGGUGCUACUUAGUCAUGGCCAGAAGGGUGACUACCAAUCUAUCUCUUGGGGGUGGGGGCUCGGCGUCAUGCUCGGGGUAUACGCCAGCGGGGCAUCAGGAGGUCACAUUAAUCCCGCCGUGACAUUUGCAAAUUGCGUCCUCCGCGGCUUCUCCUGGCACAAACUCCCCGUGUACGUACUAGCGCAGAUUUUUGGCGCAAUGUGCGGUUCUGCGAUUGUGUAUGGUAACUACAAGUCAGCCAUCAACACCUACGAGGGUGGGCCAAAUAUCCGCACAGUCCCCGGCUACUCGACAACAGCAACGGGCGGCAUCUUCUGCACCUACCCCGCAGAAUUCAUGACAAAGACAGGGCAGUUCUUCUCCGAGUUCAUUGCCAGCGCGGUCUUGAUGUUCAUGAUAUUCGCUCUGAAAGACGACGGCAAUCUUGGCGCCGGGCCGCUGAUGCCUCUGGCGCUGUUCUUCGUUAUCUUUGGAAUUGGCGCUUGCUUUGGAUGGGAGACCGGAUAUGCCAUCAACCUGGCACGGGACUUUGGGCCUCGGCUGAUGUCUUACAUGAUUGGAUAUGGACAUGAAGUGUGGACUGCAGGGGACUAUUACUUCUGGCCAUCGUCUUAG
Messenger RNA from Penicillium digitatum Pd1, 882 nucleotides. Lineage: Eukaryota; Fungi; Ascomycota; Eurotiomycetes; Eurotiales; Aspergillaceae. The record is from RefSeq and is a predicted model, not a curated record.